Capsella rubella is the source of this 429-nucleotide messenger RNA. Its product is annotated as F-box protein At2g35280. NCBI's taxonomy places the organism in Eukaryota, Viridiplantae, Streptophyta, Magnoliopsida, Brassicales, Brassicaceae. The record is from RefSeq and is a predicted model, not a curated record.
AUGGAUCCUAAAAAAAGUAGAAUAAGUAAACUCGAAUCACUUUCUCAAGAUCUGUUGGGCAUAAUAGUUUCAAAAGCCGGUGCUAUCUCCGCCAAAGAUUUUCAUAAUUGCAUCCUCUCAUGCAAAAAACAGCGGCAAAUGACAAACAUGUUCUCGGGUGUGUUGGUGAAGAAACCACUACAUUCGAUCCAAUACUUUUCAAAUAAAAAAUACCUUGAAAACAACAACCUAGAUGCCAACUAUAUUCAACGUAUCAUACAAUACUUCAUCCUUAAUGACUAUGACAUAGGUCUCCGCCACCUGGGCUUGGCAGCUAAUGCAUGGAAGGUUGAAUCAAUUAGCUACUUUUAUGCCAUUAUACUACUUUGUUGGGGUAGGAUUAUAGAAGACAAAAACUAUUUCAACAAGCUUAAGUGCUACCAUAGUUAA